AUGGCAAUAAAUUAUAAAAAAUUAAAUGAAAUAAAAAAUGUGAUAACUAGGCAUUUAACCCAUCAUAAAUCAUUUAAAUCGGUUGAAUUAGUAAGAGAUAAUCCACCAAGAUGGUUUUGUAAAAAUAAGAAAUUAGUUUAUGAAUUAGCUACUCCCAAAAAAGCUGAUUCAUUUCAUGGUAAAUUAGAAUAUACGAGGUGGGAAGAAUUUCCUUUACCAAAUUCCUUUAAAAAUGAGGAAGAAUAUGAUAAUACGGUAGUUUGGUAUGUGAAUUUUGCGGACAGUGAUGUUUUCGGAUAUUAUGGAACGAAUUUAUUUGCUCAAGAUGAGAGUCAAUGUUUAGAACAUCCCGCAUUAUGUUCACUUCGAGUUUGCCUUGCAAAGAAUAAAGAUCAACAAUCGCAUUUUACAACCUCACAUCCAAAUCUUACCAAAAAAUCUUCCAGUGAUUUUUUAUCCAUAGCAACCCCAAUAUUAGUUAGGGGAGUAGAAAGAAAAGCGAAAAUAAUGACAAAUGCUGACGCAAGAAAUGAACGUCCAUAUGGAUUAUAUGGACAUCAAUUUUCACAAGCCUCACCCAAUGCAAUUAAAUUAGCUACCACAAUAUUUGAUGAAAGGAUUGAUCAAAGGACGGGACGUCCUUAUUAUUCUAAUAUUAUCGCAAUCGAAGCUCAAAAAUAUGGACGAGGUAGUUAUACCAUUGAGAAUAUUAAAAAAAUCUUGGUUGCUGCUUAUUCGGGUUUUCUUGCUGCUAAAUUUGAAAGUUUGGUUGAGAAAGGAAUUCUUGAAAGAUUUCAUGAAGAAAAUCAAGGAGGGCAUACUAAAAUUAAUCUUAAAAAUGAUGAAAGUACACAAAAACCUAAAGUGAUUAUUCACACUGGAAAUUGGGGAUGUGGCGCUUACGGUGGUAACGUUUCAAUCAUGUCUUGUUUACAAAUCGCGGCAGCUCAUCUAGCAGGAAUCGAUAAAAUUAUUUAUCAUACCGUGGGUAGAAAGGAGGGUUUUGAUAUUGGUUUACGAGUUUAUAAAGAGUUCAUUGAUAAUGUAAAAGAUAUAAAUGUGGUCAAUUUUAUUGAAAAUGUUGAGAAGGAAAAACUUCAAUGGGGUUUCAGUAAUGGAACCUAA
Molecule: messenger RNA, 1125 nt
Organism: Funneliformis geosporum
Lineage: Eukaryota; Fungi; Glomeromycota; Glomeromycetes; Glomerales; Glomeraceae
Source: the annotation of a GenBank genome assembly